UUCCCACUCGAGAAAUUACGUUCACGCUGUCAUGUCGGCCCAUAACGAACUCUUGGCGGCCAUAGAAGCCAACGCAAUUCCAGCUGUCGUACAGCUCACGAAGACCAAGUCGAGUGUCAACCAUGCUGGCUCGACUGGAAUGACGCCGCUCUGCUUGGCCGCCCAUAUGAGCCGCGAGGCCAUCGUGGCCAUGCUUCUGAUGGCGAAUGCCAACCCCAACCAAUCCAACGGCUGUGGCCAGACGCCUCUGAGCAUCGCGGCCACGACGGGUGACGCCGCCAUUGUCGAGAUGCUGCUUCAAGACGGCGCCGACGUCAACGCGACCGACAAGGAUUUGAACUCGCCUCUAUUGCUCGCCGUGCAGCACGGCCACGAGCAAGUCAUGCACCGCCUCUUUGCGGCCAACGCCGACGCGACCAAGCGCAACACGAACGGCGACACGGCGCUCACAGUGGCAAUGACGUGUUGUCGCCGAGACGCCGUCCGCAGAAUUUACGCUGUUGUGGCCCAGCCCCCGACACCGAUUCUUCCGGACGAGGUGAUUGGCAAAAUCAAGCUCAGCUCGGGCGGCCACAAGUGUCUCAUCGAGCACGGCCACUACCGCGGAGAGGGUGUCGCGAUCAAGUCGAUGCUCCAUCCCCGCGACACGCCUGCCAUCACAGCUGAAAUCACCGCGCUGGACGUGUGCAAGUCGCCCUACCUGCUGCAACUACGUGGUAUCACGGGCACAGAAGAACAUCCGCUGAUGAUCACCGAGUACAUGUCGCUCGGCAAUUUACGCGACUUUCUGGACAAGAAACGGGAGGCGCAGGCCGUGCCAAGGGACUUUACAGCCCAGCAAGUGCUGUGGGUCGUCGCCAACGCGCUCGCAGACCUCCACGCCCACUGCUUUCUCCAUCGAGACUUGACGUCGCACAACGUCUUGCUCUGCAACACCAACUACAUCAAGGUCGCCAACCUCGGCGACGCCAACGCCAGUCUUAUGGACCGCCCCAUGUCGAUGCUCUCGUGGUGUGCACCCGAGGUGCUCUCUGGUGCAAGUGGCGCAACGGCCGCCGCCGACGUCUACUCGCUUGGUGUCAUUAUGACCGAGCUCGACACAUUCCAGCUGCCGUACUGGGACGUGAACCUCGACAUGUGGGCGCUCACCGACAACAUCCGCAACGGUCGCGUUCGUCCAGCGGUGAGUGCGACGUGUGCGCCGUGGUACAAGGCGCUGGCGGAGAGCUGCAUGGCGUUUGACGCGACCACACGGCCUACGGCGGAGACGAUUGUUGCGACACUGGAGCUGCACACGAGCCGAUCUACUGGUGCAUGGGCUGCGAACUAGGCUUCCGUGAGCGCGGAUCGACACGUGGGACUGGUGCGAUCUUGCGGCCAAGAAGCUUUUCUGAAGAAACAAACAGAAGCGGCAAUGUGCUGUAUAGCUCGGAAGUGUUGUUAGCAUAAGGGAAUAUCACAAACGGCUUGUGUACGACGCGAAUUCAUG
This is a messenger RNA of Saprolegnia parasitica CBS 223.65, 1489 nucleotides long. RefSeq names its product serine/threonine protein kinase. Gene Ontology annotation, biological process: protein phosphorylation. Lineage: Eukaryota; Oomycota; Saprolegniomycetes; Saprolegniales; Saprolegniaceae. The coding region runs from base 32 to 1330 and encodes 432 amino acids. Gene Ontology annotation, molecular function: protein binding; protein kinase activity; ATP binding. The record is from RefSeq and is a predicted model, not a curated record. The transcript is spliced from 8 exons.